AUGGGAUUACAAGAUUUAGAACAUCCACUAGUUCAUUUAACACCACCUCAUGGCUGGUUAAAUGAUCCCAAUGGUCUCUGGUACGAUGCCAAAGAUGAAUUAUGGCAUUGUUACUUCCAACACAAUCCAGAUUCCACUGUCUGGAAACAACCCAUUUGUUGGGGCCAUUCAGUUUCCAAGGAUGCGAUUAUCUGGGAUUAUAAAGGUUUGGCAAUUGUACCUCCAGAUAGCGACGGUGGUGUAUUCUCUGGUUCCGUGGUUGUGGAUAACCGAAACACUAGUGAGCUGUUUGAUGAAUCAACGGACCCCAGACAACGAGUGGUUGCCAUUUGGACUCAAGAUGCCGAUGGAAUUCAGCGUCAAAUGAUUAGUUAUUCAAUGGAUGGGGGGUACAGCUUCAAAGAUUACGCCCACAACCCAGUUUUAGAUAUUAACAACUCUAACUUCAGAGAUCCCAAAGUAAUUUGGCACAAAGAGACUGGAAGAUGGAUUAUGGUAGUGGCAUUAUCACAGAAGUUUGAAAUUUCCAUCUAUUCAUCUAAAGAUUUGAUUCAUUGGCAGUACGAAUCCGGUUUCGCCGUUAGAGGUUUUAAAGGUUUGCAGUACGAGUGUCCCGGGCUUAUUAAGGUACCGCUGUUGGAUGCGAAUGGCCAGGAGGUUAAAGAUACCAAGGACAAUUGGGUGCUCUACAUCUCAAUCAAUCCAGGAGCCCCACAAGGUGGGUCCGCUACAGAGUAUUUCAUUGGUGAAUUCGAUGGUAAAGUGUUCCAACCAAGGGACAAUCAAGUAAGGCUCAUGGAUUUGGGCAAGGAUUUCUAUGCAUUCCAGACCUUUUACAAUACACCAAACGACAAGGAUGUAAUCGGUAUGGCAUGGGCAUCUAAUUGGCAGUAUACGAAUCAAACUCCUACUUCCCAAUACAGAUCAUGCUUGACCAUGCUGAGGAAACUACACUUACAAAAGUUACAAAUUACACCGGAGUACUCCGAGAUCAAUUUGUUCAGCGCUCCCUUAUGGGAUCAGGACAGUCUAGUGAAUUUGGCACCUCCCAAGAGUUUAACGCCGGAUGCACCCUUAUUGCCCAACCAUGGUUUGAACAUCAAUUUAGACCAAGGUGAAGGUCUACUAGAGUUCACAUGGGAAUGGUCAGUACAAGAUAAGUUGGUACCAAAGGCAGAUUUUUGUGGUAUCACUAUGUUUUUAAAGGAUCAAGAAACUUCAAACCAAUUUUUGUCGCUAGGGUUCGAAGCUAACAGCAGUGCAUUCUUCUUGGAUAGAGGAAACACCGGUUCACAUUUCACCGAAACGAAUCCUCUUUUCACGAGAAAUCUAUCUGCUGAUUUAACACCUUACAGGACUUUUCAAGGUACAUCGAUCUAUAAAGUUCACGGCAUCCUCGACCGCAACAUUCUCGAACUCUACUUUAACGACGGAGCCCUCGCAGCUACCUAUACAUUUUUCUAUUUGGAGAACCGUCCCAUCAGGUGGGUUCAUAUGGAAUCAUCUGUAAACGAUGUCUUUAAGAUCAAAGAACUCCGUUUCACAGAAUUGGCAAUCAAAUCACCUUCUAAAACCUAUUGA
This is a messenger RNA of Zygosaccharomyces rouxii, 1581 nucleotides long. RefSeq names its product beta-fructofuranosidase SUC2 (gene SUC2). Gene Ontology annotation, biological process: sucrose catabolic process. The transcript has a single exon. Gene Ontology annotation, molecular function: sucrose alpha-glucosidase activity. NCBI's taxonomy places the organism in Eukaryota, Fungi, Ascomycota, Saccharomycetes, Saccharomycetales, Saccharomycetaceae. The record is from RefSeq and is a predicted model, not a curated record. The coding region runs from base 1 to 1581 and encodes 526 amino acids. Gene Ontology annotation, cellular component: fungal-type vacuole.